AUGGUGAUUGCCAUCAAGCCACCGCUGCUGGGACCUUCCUACCAGACCUUCAUGGAAAUCAACCUCGCGGGCCUAUCGGAUCUGGUAAACAUGGCCGAGCGGCACAAGGUCGAAAGCCUGGUUUACGUUUCCUCUUUCGCAGCCUGCAACCACUGGGUACCUCAUCACAAUGUCGCAGAAUCGGACCCGGCAGCAAGUCCGCCCUUGACGUCCUUGCGGUCGCCCUAUGACCUCUCCAAAGCCAUGACGGAACAGUUUAUCCUUCAGAAGCAUUCUGCGAGCGGAAUGCGAACCGUCAGCAUUCGCAUUGGCGGCGUCUAUGGGGACAACGACGACCAGUACUGGAACCGUCGCUUGCCGUUCCGACUGUCCCUGGACAUCAGUGACCAGGACGCACAUCCACCAAAAAUCGAUGCAAACUACGUGGAGAACGUGGCUGAAGGCAUGCUUCGAGUCGUCGACCGUUUGUCGGCAGACGCUUCCGUGGGUGGCCGCUUCUACUUCUACACAGUCGGGGAGCGGCACACCACACAGCAGGAGCUCGGCUACCGCCUGGCCGAAGCAACGGGUCGCAUCCACCUCGCCGCCCCGACUUGGGUAAUCCACGCGUGGCUGGCCGUCAUGAACUUCCUGGUGUCAUUCCAAUAUCAGCUGCCCAGCUGGCCGCUCAACCAGCCAGCAGGGCGUGUCGUUGAGCCAAAGUCGUACUUCACCACGUACUCCAUGGCCAAGAAAGGCCUCAUCGAUCAGUGGUUUGACAACACACUGUUUCGAGAGACGUUUGGCUACAGCCACCUCUACACCACUGAGGAGGCAGUGGCUUUGGUGGCGGCGGCCCAGCGGCAGAGUCGCCCAAGGCAGACACAUUCCCACAACAAGCGGCCUGGAAUGCUGACUCUCGUGGCCGGGCCGGUGCUCAUUUCCCUUUGGACCAUGGUUUUACUGGUGCUUUGCGGCGGGUUGAGCCUGUCGGUCGCAUGCUCAACGUCUUGGAGCCUGUGCAGUCUUUGCCAGUUCGGCUUCUUUGUCUCCUCGCCUGCCACACACGUUUGUGGCUUCGUGACGCAGCCUGCCUACCGGCUGUGGAUGCCCUUCCAGGGGGGCUACCUUCACGUCUUCCUGCAGGGCAUAGGCUGGUCCUGCUUCGCAUUGCUGCUGGUGCAAUGGUGGGCCGGCUGGUACGGCGAGGAGAUGUUGCUUACCGAGUUUCCAUAUGUUGGGGACACCCGGCUGAAGGCAUCAGGGCUUUCGAGGGCUUGCAAGCAACAUGAAGCCAUCUAG
Molecule: messenger RNA, 1281 nt
Organism: Symbiodinium natans
Lineage: Eukaryota; Dinophyceae; Suessiales; Symbiodiniaceae
Source: the annotation of a GenBank genome assembly